AUGGUUGCUCAAGAAUUGUGUGAUCAUAUUGAGGCCGCGAAUGAAACAGCGCACUUAUCAAACCCAACUCUUCUGCAAGAGCUUGUCGGGAAGUUACCCGCGGAUCAGAAGCUGAUGUGGGCCGGCUUUAAACGUGGACGACCAGUGGUAGACCUGAAAACGUUCAGCGAGUACAUGACGGGAGUAAUGCAGGAUGCGUCAAGUGUAGUCCUGUAUGAUUCGGAUUCCCGGAAAAGCAGUGGCAGAGAGAGAAUGAAAACGUACGUUAAUUCACACUUGGCUAAUGUUGAAGAGACACCUGCUUCGACGACGGCACAAUCCAAGCCUAGUGGAUGUUUGCAUUGCGGAAAGGAGGGUCACAAGCUUCGUGAGUGCCAUGCGUUCAGAGCGCUCUCCAUUGAUGAUCGUUGGCGACGAAUUCGAACACUGAAGCUGUGUCAAAUAUGUCUGUUUGAUCAUGGUAGAAGAGCAUGUCGUAGUAACAGCAAGUGCAACGUGAAUGGUUGUCAGUUUAAGCAUCAUCCUUUGCUUCACGGAAAAUCAACGACUCCUACAACUCAAGUGGCGAAUAAUCACAUUCAUCGACUUUUGGAUUCCGUUGUUCUGUUCCGUAUAGUACCUGUGACGCUAUAUGGAAAGACGGGAAAAAUCAACACCUUCGCUUUUCUGGAUGAAGGCUCGUCAUUGACUCUUAUUGAGGGUGCACUGGUGGCGCAACUAGGGUUGACAGGAAAUCAACAUCCACUUUGCCUGCGGUGGACGGGAAACACGUCACGCAUAGAGAAGGAGUCGCAGACUGUGACGAUCGCAAUAUUCGGUGUGCAUCAGCAACGCCGUUACCAGUUGGUAAAUGCUCGUACGGUUAAUAGUUUGGACCUCCCAACGCAAUCUUUCGACUUUGAGGAGGCAGCAAAGAGAUUCGCUUACCUCGAACAACCGGUUCAAAGCUAUCGUAACGCUAAACCAGAGCUUUUGAUUGGAUUAGACAAUUUGAAACUUGCUGUGCCGUUGAAGACAAGAGAAGGCGAUGGAUCUGGGCCAAUUGCCGUAAAAACACGAUUAGGUUGGUGCAUCUAUGGAAAACGAGAUUCACGAGCCAAUGAAGGAUUCAGCUUCCAUAUUUGCGGAUGUACGGGAAACGACGAAUUACACGAAACAGUCAAACAGUUUUUCGCAGUAGAGGCCAACGGAGUAAGGCAAAUCGGGAUCUGUCCUAGCGCGGAGGAACAGCGAGCUCAAGAACUAUUAGAAAAAACAACGAAGCGUAUCGGAAGGCACUUCGAAACAGGACUUCUCUGGGCAAAGGACGACAUUGAGUUACCCGAUAGUUACAGCAUGGCGUUGCAUCGGUAUCAGUGUCUUCAACGAAGAAUGGACCGCAAUCCGGAUCUUCGCGAGAAUAUCAGUCGUCAAAUGGAAGAUUAUGUGAAAAAAGGUUACGCACAUCGAGCGACUCCUGCCGAGUUGGAGAAUACUGAUCCCAGGAAAAUUUGGUUUUUACCAUUAGGAGCAGUAACGAAUCCAAACAAGCCUGGAAAGGUACGUCUUGUUUGGGACGCGGCGGCCAAGGUCUCUGGUGUAUCUUUGAACAGUGUAUUACUGAAAGGACCAGAUCAACUGACACUAUUGCCUGCUGUCUUGUUCCGAUUUCGUAUGUACUCCGUAGCAGUUAGUGCAGAUAUAGAACAGAUGUUCCAUCAGUUGAGAAUCAUAUCAUGCGAUAAGAAUUCAUUGCGAUUCCUGUGGAGUGACACACGAGGUAGUCCAGCUGAGAUUUACCUAAUGGAUGUUGCGACGUUCGGAGCGACAUGCUCGCCUGCCUCCGCGCAAUAUGUGAAAAAUCUGAACGCCAAGGAACAUAAUCAGCAGUAUCCAAGGGCCGUCGAAGCGAUAUUGAAGAGCCAUUACGUCGACGAUUAUCUCGACAGUUUUAGUACUGAAGCUGAAGCAGAGAAAAUUUCAUCGGAAGUACGACUAGUUCACUACAACGGCGGGUUUCAUCUACGGAAUUGGAGAUCAAAUAGUGAAAAGGUCCUGACUGUACUCGGAGAACCAGCGGAAGUAGACAGCAAGAACCUGAACUUAGAAAGUGGCGAACAAGUUGAUAGAGUACUAGGAAUGCUAUGGUCGUCAAGAUCGGAUGAACUAAGUUUCUCCACCCGCAUGAGCAAGGAAGUGAAGAACCUUCUGGGAAGUGACGCUCGACCAACCAAACGUCAAGUUUUGCGGUGUGUUAUGUCCCUAUUCGAUCCUCUAGGGCUUCUUGCACCGUUCAUAAUUCAUGGUAAAGUGCUAAUUCAAGAGUUGUGGUGA
Messenger RNA from Toxorhynchites rutilus septentrionalis, 2313 nucleotides. RefSeq lists its product as uncharacterized. Lineage: Eukaryota; Metazoa; Arthropoda; Insecta; Diptera; Culicidae. Gene Ontology annotation, molecular function: zinc ion binding; nucleic acid binding. The coding region runs from base 1 to 2313 and encodes 770 amino acids. The transcript has a single exon. The record is from RefSeq and is a predicted model, not a curated record.